Messenger RNA from Dendrobium catenatum, 1174 nucleotides. Its product is annotated as aldose 1-epimerase. Gene Ontology annotation, biological process: beta-D-galactose catabolic process via UDP-galactose, Leloir pathway; glucose metabolic process. The coding region runs from base 102 to 1109 and encodes 335 amino acids. Gene Ontology annotation, molecular function: aldose 1-epimerase activity; carbohydrate binding. NCBI's taxonomy places the organism in Eukaryota, Viridiplantae, Streptophyta, Magnoliopsida, Asparagales, Orchidaceae. The record is from RefSeq and is a predicted model, not a curated record. The transcript has 5 exons.
UCCGUCUGAUGAUUCUAUCUUCAAUAGCUUUUCUUAUAAAUUUCUCCGUCGCUGAGUAGAAAAUCAAAGAAAGCGUUUUGCCGGGUGAAGAAAGAAGAUAAAUGGCGAAGCCGGAGCUGUUUGAGCUCAGCAACGGAAGGAUAAAAGUGAGGCUGACCAACGUCGGCGCCGCCAUCACUUCUCUUCUCGUCCCUGAUUCCGAAGGAAAUGUGGCAGAUGUAGUUCUAGGGUUUGACUCCCUUGAUGCUUAUGUGAAUGACAAUGCACCUUAUUUCGGGUGCAUUGUUGGCCGUGUGGCAAAUCGGAUCAAAGAUGGGAAAUUUGCUCUCAAUGGUGUGGACUAUUCAUUGCCUAUUAACAAUGGCCCCAACAGCCUUCAUGGUGGGAGCAAGGGCUUUAACAAAGUGGUCUGGGAGGUUAUAGAUCAUACAGAUGGUGGGAUACCAGCCAUAACAUUCAAGUAUCACAGUAAAGAUGGAGAGGAAGGUUAUCCUGGUGAUGUUACAGUCACAGCAACAUACUCCCUUCCUUCAAGCAACUCACUCAAACUUGAAAUGGAGGCCACACCCAGUGGCAAAGCUACCCCAAUCAACCUUGCUCAGCACACUUACUGGAAUCUAGCAGGUCACAAUUCCGGCGACAUUCUCGAUCAUUCUAUUCAAAUCUUUUCGCAUCACAUAACUCCAGUCGAUCACAACUCAAUACCAACCGGCGAAAUCGCUCCGGUCAAGAAUACUCCCUUUGAUUUCACACAAGAAAACAAAAUUGGUAGCACAAUUGAUCAAGUUCCAGGUGGCUAUGAUCAUAACUAUGUUCUUGAUUACAGUGAAGAGAAAUCUGGACUGAAGCAUGUGGCUAAGGUGAAGGAUUCUUCAAGUUCAAGAGUACUGAACCUAUGGAGUGAUGCACCUGGUGUGCAAUUUUAUACAGCUAACUAUGUUAAUGGUGUUUCUGGAAAAGAAGGAUCAAUCUAUCAAAAACAUGCAGGUUUAUGUUUGGAGACUCAAGGAUUUCCAAAUGCAAUUAAUCAGCCAAAUUUUCCUAAUAUUGUGAUUCAGGCUGGAGAAAAAUACAAGCAUACAAUGUUGUUUGAAUUCUCAGUUGAAUAGAGAUUUGGUCCAUCCAUUAUUUUUUUAUGAAACUUUGCAUUGAUGAGAACAAUGAUUAUUUUUAA